This is a messenger RNA of Coccinella septempunctata (seven-spotted ladybird), 1692 nucleotides long. Its product is annotated as protein SHQ1 homolog. Gene Ontology annotation, cellular component: nucleoplasm; cytoplasm. The transcript has a single exon. Gene Ontology annotation, biological process: box H/ACA snoRNP assembly. The record is from RefSeq and is a predicted model, not a curated record. Lineage: Eukaryota; Metazoa; Arthropoda; Insecta; Coleoptera; Coccinellidae. The coding region runs from base 161 to 1450 and encodes 429 amino acids.
AAAUAUGACGUUUCCAUCCCUAGAUCAAAAUGGUCUAUGUUUCUGUCUUGCUGUAGUUAACCUAACUUUUUAUCCAAAUGUUAAACAACAACAAGGUUUGCUUUUUUGCGGUUCUAAAGUGAUAUUAUUCAUGAAAUAAUCGUAUAUCGAUCUCAACAAGAUGAUCAUUCCUAUAUUCAGAUUGUCUCAAACUGCCGACACAGUUACAAUUCAGAUAACAGCCAAAUACAUCAAAUUGAAGGACUUGGAAUUCAUUGUUGAACAUGAACAAAUAUACUUCUAUUGCAAGCCCUAUCAUUUGAAUUUGCAUCUACCUGCAUCUUUAGAAAGUGAAAUAUUGAGUUCCAAAUAUGAUGUGGAUACUGGAGUUCUCACAUUUGUUAUGAAAAAAACAUUACCAGGAGAAGAGUUCAAAAAUUUGGAAAUCAUCACUAGAUUGUUGGGUCCGGCUGAGGAAAAGAAAAAAGGGGACAAAGUAUUAAUAUUGGAUCAUGAAAGCAAUGUCUUAUGGGAAGACACUCCAGAAACUUCAUUUAAAUAUGGGUUUGCUAUGAAAGGUUUAUAUGAUUUUCAUCGAGUUAUUGAUGAAUAUAGUGAUGUUAUUAAAGUGGAUCCACGAAAAAUAGAUAUAGAGGAACGGCUAAAGUUGAUGAGACUAGAGGAAUGCCAAAAAUUUAAUGUAGAACACUAUAUAGCAGAUUUUGUUGAAGAAGAGCCACUUAUUCAAGAACUUGUUGAACUUGAGUCUCCCUGGUACUCUGCAUCAAAAACUUCAUUGAAUUUCGAUGAUGCAGAACUGGAAGUUUUGAAAGAUCUACCAAAUAAAAACUAUAAUCUUUCAGAAGAGCAAAGACGAUAUGGUUACUACGGUCUUAUUGAUAUCUUAUUUGCUUUUUGUUAUGAUUGCCGAACCACACAUUUUGAAGGCAAUUCAGAAUCAGGGUGGACCAUUCUUGAGAUUGCUGCUUCACUGAGAUGGCUUGUAGGUUUCCAAGAUGCAAGAACUACUUUACUGAGUGCUUAUAGACGCAGUUUAACCUACCCAUUAUAUCGUAAUUUCAACUUGUGCAAUAAAGUAUUUGAGGAUCUAAAAACUAUCCUAGCCUUAGGUAAAGUUUGCAUUGUAAAAUGCUUAAUACAGAUUUACAAAAUAUUCCUUGGUGGAGAUCAGUGUCGUUACAUUUUGAAUGAUAUUUUCAUAAAAGAUUAUUUGGUGUUUGUUGGUAAAUGGAAUGAUGAUGAGUGGAAUAAUGUUGUCGAUGAAGUUUCGAAUGUAGCUAUUGAAAAACAAGAUUUAAAUAUGAGUCUAGGUGAAAUUGAAAAAGAUUUUUUGACGAAAAUGCUACAAAUGGAACAAUUAGAUUCUGAUGAUGAAUCUGCAGAUACUGAAGAACUUCCUGCAGAUUUAGUUAAACAAUUCAAAGAGAAAUUAUUAUUAUUUGAAAAGUGACCCGGAACAAAUGGACCUACCAAAUUUUCAAUAUCUUGAUCGCUGUCAUACAGCAAUGCUCAAUGUAACCUCACUAUGACCAAGAACAAAAAGCUACUUCAACAUUAAUCGACUAGUUAAUUUAGUUUCUACCAUAAAUGAAAUCUUAGCAAUGCUUAAUGAACACACAAUUAUGAGUUCAAGAUUUAAUUUGUAUAUUAUAUCUUUGUCUCUGAGUUUUUAAUAAAUUCUUUCAUUUAUUA